Messenger RNA from Cebus imitator (Panamanian white-faced capuchin), 973 nucleotides. RefSeq names its product Parkinsonism associated deglycase (gene PARK7). Gene Ontology annotation, cellular component: cytosol; nucleus. Gene Ontology annotation, biological process: protein deglycation, glyoxal removal; guanine deglycation, glyoxal removal. The transcript is spliced from 7 exons. Gene Ontology annotation, molecular function: protein deglycase activity. The coding region runs from base 172 to 741 and encodes 189 amino acids. Lineage: Eukaryota; Metazoa; Chordata; Mammalia; Primates; Cebidae. The record is from RefSeq and is a predicted model, not a curated record.
GUCCUGUCGCUGGCGUUGGACUUGACUGACCGCCAGCGUGGUAGCAACGCUGAAGCGUCCAGAAUCUUCUGCCUAACCUCUCGCCCGGCAUGGAACUGGCUAACCCUGUUUGUUGAAACCGUUUUAUGAAACUCGUUUUGUUUUGCGUGGACGCCUUUAAAACAUUUAAAAAUGGCUUCCAAAAGAGCUCUGGUCAUCCUGGCUAAAGGAGCGGAGGAAAUGGAGACCGUCAUCCCUGUAGAUGUCAUGAGGCGAGCUGGGAUAAAGGUCACCGUUGCAGGUCUGGCUGGAAAAGACCCAGUACAGUGUAGCCGUGAUGUCAUGAUUUGUCCUGAUUCCAGUCUUGAAGAAGCAAAAAAAGAGGGACCAUAUGACGUGGUGGUUCUACCAGGAGGUAAUCUGGGUGCACAGAAUUUAUCUGAGUCUGCGGCUGUGAAGGAGAUACUGAAGGAACAGGAAAACCGGAAGGGCCUGAUAGCCGCCAUCUGUGCAGGUCCUACUGCUCUGUUGGCUCAUGAAAUAGGUUUUGGAAGUAAAGUUACAACACAUCCGCUUGCUAAAGACAAAAUGAUGAACGGAGGUCAUUACACCUACUCUGAGAAUCGGGUGGAAAAGGACGGCCUAAUUCUUACAAGCCGUGGGCCUGGGACCAGCUUCGAGUUCGCGCUUGCAAUUGUUGAAGCCCUGAACGGCAAGGAGGUGGCAGCUCAAGUGAAGGCUCCACUUGUUCUUAAAGACUAGGGCAGCAAAGUGUGACAAUCACCUAGAGAAACAGGCCUUAGGAAUCUAUUCUCACUGUGUUCGCUCUGAACAGAACAAUGGUAGGUUAAUGUGUUCCUAAGCUGCCCUCAUUACUGCUUUUGUGAAGUAUAGUUGUGAAGUCAUAACUACACAGAGAUCUUCCAACCUACAAAUUGUGUCUAUACAUUUCUAAGCCUUGUUUGCAGAAUAAACAGGGCAUUUAGCAAACUAA